Diuraphis noxia (Russian wheat aphid) is the source of this 480-nucleotide messenger RNA. RefSeq lists its product as uncharacterized. The record is from RefSeq and is a predicted model, not a curated record. NCBI's taxonomy places the organism in Eukaryota, Metazoa, Arthropoda, Insecta, Hemiptera, Aphididae.
AUGGAUUUACAGAAGAAAUGGAAAAGUCUUCGAGAUAGUUAUGUGAAGGAACUGAAAAAAAUAAAAACCGUUAAGCUUGGAUCAGCAGCACCCGUUAAGUCAUCGUAUUUAUUUUUUAGGAUACUACUAUUUCUACAACCAACGGUUCAAAAAAAUGCAACAGAAAGCAGCUUUGAACCAGAUAAUGACAAUGACGAGAAUCCAGAAACAGAAAACACAAACCAGGAGAGCAGUCCUAAAACUCCAAACCAGACAGACAAAAAUUCAAACCAACAGCAACAAAGAAAAAAACCUAAGCUCCAUCCAGCUGACGAACAUUUUGCCAACAUCAUUGAGAAAAGUUUAAAUAAUAGAAAUAUCUCCGAUAAAAAGGAGGAAGAUGAAGAUAAACCAUUUUGUAUGUCGUCGUAUAAAGAAAUUAAAAARGUACCCGAGGCCAUGCGAUUUAAAACAAAGAUUGAUAUUAUAUUUAUAAUUUAA